ACUGGAGACCGUCAGAUCGCGUGUGACCGCCCUCACCCUCCUCCCGGGCUGGAGAAUGCUGCGGCAGCUUCUGCACAGGGGGCUCAAGACCUGCUUCUACCGGCUCGGCUUCUUCAUCGGGAACCACCCGGUCUUCUUCGCCUCGGCCCCCGUGCUGCUGGCCAUCCUGUUCGGGGCCAGCUUCAGCCGCUACCGGGUGGAGGACAACGUGGAGUACCUGUUCGCCCCCCGGCACAGCCUGGCCAAGAUCGAGCGCACCCUGGUCAACAGCCUCUUCCCGGUCAACGCGUCCAAACACCUGCUCUACUCGGACCUGCAGAGCCCGGGACCGUACGGCCGCAUCAUCGUCACCGGCUCCCCCCCGGCAGCCGGCAAUCUGCUGGACACACACCACUCCCAACUCAUCCUGAAGUUACACUCCUCUGUGACCAGAAUCCAAGUCCCGAUGAUGGGCUUCAAUUACUCUUUUGCCCAUAUGUGCAUUUUAAAGGACGAUAAAAUGUGCGCAUUGGAUGACAUCGUUCAAGUGCUGGAAGAGCUGAGAGCGGCUCGUGCUGUGAAUCGCACUGGAAUUAUCAUCAACUAUCCAAAUACCUAUCUUAGAGAUGGCCAAGAGGUGUUUAUAGGGCAUCAGCUUGGAGGUGUUAUGUUACAGAGCAAAGAUCGGGUUAAAUCUGCCAGAGCUGUGCAGAUCACCUACUACCUUCAAACCCGCAACUCUUUAAGUGAUUUGGUUGCGGAGAAAUGGGAAUCCGCCUUCUGUGAAACUGUGGAAAGCUUCCAGAAAUCCAACAAAGAGCUGAAGCUGUAUCCGUUCACAUCAUCGACUUUGAGGGAGGAUUUUCAGAAGACCAGUCAAGUAUCAGAAUGGUACCUGAUAACCAGCCUGGUGGUGGUAUUGAUAUUGGCUGUGCUGUGCUGCUCCAUGCAAGACUGUGUCCGUAGCAAGCCCUGGCUUGGGCUCCUGGGUCUGGUGACAAUGGGCCUUGCCGCUCUCACCUCUGCAGGGAUCAUCAACUUGAUGGGAGGGAAAUACAACUCUACCUUCCUAGGAAUUCCCUUCAUUGUCUUAGGUCAUGGACUGUAUGGAAUGUUUGAAAUGCUUUCAUCGUGGAGGAAAACCAAGGAAGAUCAGCAUGUAAAGGAGAGAAUAGCCACAGUGUAUGCUGAUACUAUGCUGCCCAUUACACUCACCACUGCCAUGUACAUGGUUACAUUUGGCAUUGGUGCCAGUCCCUUCACCAACAUAGAAGCUGUGAAGGUGUUCUGUGCUAACACAUGCAUAUCAAUCUUUUUUAACUACCUCUAUCUGAUGUCAUUUUAUGGCUCCAAUUUGGUGUUUACUGGCUACUUAGAAAUUAAUUACCAGCACAGUAUUUUUUGCAGAAAGGUGCCAAAACCUGAAGAUCUACGAGGUAAGCCUGCAUGGUACAGAUUUUUCAUGAUGUCCAGAUUUAGUGAGGAGGCGACAGACUCCGCUGAAAGUAGCACCUAUGAAAAUCAUUUUCUGCUAUGGUUUCUGAAACAUUAUUAUUGUGACUGGAUAACAAACACUUAUGUCAAACCUUUUGUUGUUCUGUUUUAUCUUGUUUAUAUCUCCUUUGCCUUAAUGGGCUAUCUGCAGGUCAGUGAAGGUUUGGACCUCAGUAAUGUUGUUGCUUCACAGUCACGCACUGUUUCAUAUACAACUGUUCAGCAGAAAUAUUUCAGUAACUACAGUCCUGUCAUUGGCUUUUAUAUUUAUGAACCAAUAGAAUACUGGAAUGCCAGCGUUCAAGAAGAUCUGCUGGAAAUCACUGAAGGAUUUGUGAGAAUAUCAUGGUUCGAAACUUAUUUAAAUUAUCUUAGAAAACAAAAUGUAACUACUUCGGUGUCCAAAAAGUACUUCAUAGAAACCUUACGAAAUUCCUUCUUAAAAACUCCACAGUACUCCCACUUCUCAGACGAUAUCAUAUUUGUGGAGAAAUCCAACAAUGAGAUGGAAGUUGUUGCCUCUCGGAUGUAUUUGGUAGCCAAGACAGCAGAGAAUACAAGAGAGGAAAUUUAUGAUCUGCUGGAAACUCUGAGGAAACUGUCUCUUACGUAUAAGGUUAAAUUUAUGAUUUUCAACCCGUCUUUUAUCUAUAUGGAUCGAUAUGCUUCUUCCAUUGGAGCACCUCUGCAGAAUUCUUGCAUUAGUGCACUGUUUGUCCUCUUCUUCUCUGCAUUCCUUGUAGCAAAUUCUUUAGUAAAUGUCUGGGUCACUCUGACUGUGGUUUCCGUGGAGUUUGGAGUUAUAGGCUUCAUGACACUCUGGAAAGUAGAACUGGAUUGCAUCUCUGUAUUGUGCUUAAUAUAUGGAAUAAACUACACCAUCGACAAUUGUGCACCAUUCAUAUCCACAUUUGUCUUAGGAAAAGAAUUUACAAGGACAAAGUGGGUUAAAAAUGCUCUGGAACUACAUGGAGUAGCUAUUUUGCAGAGCAACUUUUGCUACACAAUCGGUAUGAUUCCUCUUACUGCUGUGCCUUCUAAUCUGAUCUGUACACUAUUCAGGUGUUUCUUUCUAAUAGCGUUUUUCACCUUUCUCCACUGCUUUGCCAUUUUACCUGUGAUUUUGACCUUUGUGCCACCCUCCAAGAAAAAACGGACAGAAAGGAAAAGCAACGAAAAUCAUGAGGAAAUCGAAUGCAUGGAAAUGGUAGACCUAGACAGCACUCGGGUGGUUGAUCAAAUCACGUCAGUUUGAUGGACUUAGCUCGUGAGGACAUGUGGAGAGAAAGUGAGCAUAUAAAACUGUGGUCUGAAUGAACACAGCAGUAGGCAAAACAAUAUCGUGAACAGGGGGGAAAGGAGUGAAAAUUACAGUGAGAAAAACUGAUAAUACGUAAGUAGCUUAUAUUGAAGAGUAA
Callorhinchus milii (elephant shark) is the source of this 2891-nucleotide messenger RNA. RefSeq names its product patched domain containing 1 (gene ptchd1). Gene Ontology annotation, biological process: cognition; chemical synaptic transmission. The transcript is spliced from 3 exons. Lineage: Eukaryota; Metazoa; Chordata; Chondrichthyes; Chimaeriformes; Callorhinchidae. Gene Ontology annotation, cellular component: plasma membrane; synapse. Bases 56 to 2728 code for a protein of 890 amino acids. The record is from RefSeq and is a predicted model, not a curated record.